AUGAGUAGCAGCAACAACAACAAUAAUCAAAAGAGGAAAAAGAACUUGAAUCCGUUUUACAUUGAUCAAAGCAAUGGAAAUGGCAGUUAUGACAAUUGGGAUGACUACGCCGACUACCGGUACGACGACAAUGACGAAGAAGAAGUGGGUUUGUUAGGGCACGAUGUGCAGGGAAAUCUCUAUAGCAGCAACAACAGCAACGAUUAUCAGAACCGACGUGGCGCUCCUGUCCCCUUUGGGCGAAGAUUCUUUGCGGUUCUGGGGUUGGUGGCUCUGCUGGUACUUGUCUUUGUGUCUCUGGGAGGAGAAUCUCAAGAAGCAAGUCAAUCAGAAGUUUACAACAACAAAGUAAAGGAGGAUCUGGAUGGUGAUUUUGGUGAUGCUGACAAUAAUUCCACAGAAGUCACAAAGCCACCAGGGACAGAGCAGAAAGAUAAAUCUGAUGCUACUAGUACUCAAAAGGAAGAAGAGACAAAAGGAGAGAAGCAAGACUCACCUGCCAACAAUUCACAAACCAGUGGAAAUGCUACUCAAAAGGACCAAAAAUCAAAAGAAGGCUCGGAAGCACCUGAAAAUACUACCGGUAGUACGAAAUCACCAAACCCCAAAGCAAAACCUACCAAAGCUAAAACAAAACCUCCAGCGCCCAAGACAAAACCUAAAACAAAAGCCCCCCAGCCUACAAAGCCACCUCCGCCUCCCAAUCCAGCCAAUCCAACCAACAAAACACCAAAAACAGCAUCCAGUCCUACAAAGGGAAAUGUUACAAGUAGUGACAAUCUACUGAAUUCCAGCCCACUGAAUACACCAGCAAAUGUGACAACACCCUGA
Molecule: messenger RNA, 831 nt
Organism: Seminavis robusta
Lineage: Eukaryota; Bacillariophyta; Bacillariophyceae; Naviculales; Naviculaceae
Source: the annotation of a GenBank genome assembly